GGAGGGACGAAUAUUAUUGGGAUUAUUGUGUAGCUGCGUCGGAAAGGUCUCCGUACAAGCAAGCACAGAUGUCAUCGAUGUGAUCUAGCAUACUACCUACUGUAGGUAUGUACUCCGUAACAGCCUCCAAGGAUAUGUCGGGGAUACUUCAGCGAAAAAGAACACCAAGCGCGUGCUACACCCGGAUGGAUCAAGAUGUGUUCGGUGCUGUCGUACGUGUCUAUAACCGAGCAAAGCACUGGCAGAAACAGCUUCCACCCUUGUUACUGUAUUUUUGCCACUGUAAACCGUCCGUGUCGACAUUGAUGAAUGCUUGCCUUAGAAGAGAGCCAGGAAUCCGGUGGGCGACGCAUGUGGCAUGGUCUGAUAGCAGUCUGGGCUUUCAUCAGGACUUGCGUGUCGAUGCAAGUUUCCGGCCUUCGCAGAAGGACAUCCCAACUGCUCCGAGAUUUUUUGAGCACGAUUCAGUGAUGUGAGCCUCCCAACAUAGUUGUAUGGCACACAAGAUGCGGGCAGAUGUCUAGACCUCAUCUGAUUACACUCGUGUGAAUGGAGAACUCCGGAGAGGGUAUCAUUUUCUUCAAUCUCAUCAUAUCGGAGUGUCGAGUAUUGUACAACCAAUGUGAUACUCAUGGUAUUACAC
This is a messenger RNA of Exophiala xenobiotica, 643 nucleotides long. RefSeq lists its product as uncharacterized. NCBI's taxonomy places the organism in Eukaryota, Fungi, Ascomycota, Eurotiomycetes, Chaetothyriales, Herpotrichiellaceae. The transcript has a single exon. Bases 108 to 476 code for a protein of 122 amino acids. The record is from RefSeq and is a predicted model, not a curated record.